Messenger RNA from Effrenium voratum, 1283 nucleotides. The record is from the annotation of a GenBank genome assembly. Lineage: Eukaryota; Dinophyceae; Suessiales; Symbiodiniaceae.
GUAUGGUUGACCUUUGGUUCCAUCAGCUAUGGCAAGACGUGUUCGGCGACUGAACUCAAGGUGUCAACGGCCUCUUCAAACAUUCGGCCCAAGCGCGGGUCAACGGGAUCGCGGCUCCAGCCGAGCCAAGAGCCGUCGCCAUGGGACGGAGGUGUGUGGUGCUGUGUGCUCUUGGCUGCCUUCAUUUUAGCCUUCAGCGAUCAUGGGUGAGUCCCCGUGAGCAUGCCGCUGUUGGCUACUACACUGCUGCCCUGAGGGGCGCCGCAACUGCAGUCCACGGCAGCGAGAGCUCCGGCUUCAAGCGGCUGGCGCUGCUGCACUACGAGGCCGUGGAGCUGCGCAGGGCGCGGAAGUUUGCGGAGAGCUCGGCGGUGUACCGUGCGGCGAUCGCUCUACAAGAGACGCUGCCUCCAACGAAGGAAGUGCCUACCUUUGCGGCAGCUGCAUGCUCCUGGCUGAACCUGGCGCUCACGGAGCAGAAGACCUCCACGUGCCUGGACGCCGCGCGGUCGGCGUUUCAGGAGGGCACCCGAUAUGUGCAGGGCCUCAUUCACAAGGAGCUGGAUGUGUGGAUUGAUGGCCAUCAUCAAGUGAGGUCGCGGGCUCCCGUCCUGGAGAGCCACAACCUGCGCGUGGCCCGGCGCUGGCUGGCCACGCUGCUGGUGGCCUGGGGCCUGCUGGAGACCAAGCGGGGCUUCCGGGCCCGCGCCCAGGUGCUGGCAGCGCGCGCAGCUGUGCUGGACGAGAGCAAAGCAAAGGUCCUUGGCUGGAAGGUGGUUCAAGGCUGACAAGGCACUCUCUUCCAGGUUGACGAGAGGUGCAGCUGCCAGCAGCCAGAAGCAAGAACGCCUCUCCUGCAUGCAAAGUUGUAAAUGGCCGCAAAGCUCACUGCGAGUCGCAGUCCAAGUCCGAGGAUUGGAGACUUGGUGAAGGCUCUGAUCAGAAGUGCUUAGAUUUGGACAUCGACUUAUCAAGACUCGCAGUGCGGCCAUUGGGCGGCAAUGUUGCUGCCAAUUCUUCCAACGACGUAAUUGGUAGCGCCAGCCGAUCUCUGACUUGUAAGGUCCGUGACUGCGCUUGGAAUUUGGCUUAAGUUUUUACCUGCGGCAGCCAAAGCUGGCCAGCAGAUGGCAGUUGGCACGUUUUCGCGGGGCCCAAGAAAUAGAAUCCCCUUGUGGAUGCAGGAGUCACCGUCUCCAGGGUCUCGGAAAUGCACGAAAAGGAUGUUAGUGCAAUUUUGGAAGCCGAGCAAGAUUGCAGGAAUGCCCAAAAGAAAGAAGGAA